UAAUAUAUAAAUUCGGGAAGAAACCGACAGCCGACCGUAUCAGAUGAAUCUGAAUAUGUCUGAAAUAAUUGAGUUUGUGCUGCCUCCAAGCGAAUAUCCCAAUGAAGACAAUGACAUUUCUGUGGGAAAUGUGGAUACCGUCAACGAGGACGCUACCUAUGUUGUUUUGGAAGGCCUGAGCAAUGAAUACGAUGAGGAUUUUCUCAUCGUCAACGAGGAACUCCACGAAGAUGAGUUGCAGUUAGAGGAGCCCGACCUUGACCAACAGCUGGACAGCGAUACGGAGUUUCUGGCGCAGGACCAGUACGUGGUGACGGAGCUACCGUCCGAAACCGAGGAGAUGAUCGAAGAAGAAGACGACGAAUGCGACGACGGCGAGAAUGAUUUCGAGCAGCUCUACACACAACCGUCUGUUUUCGAAGGGGCAGACGAGCCCGAGCCAGAGCCAGAGCCUGAGCCUGAGCCCGAGCCGGAAUCAGAGCUGGACCUAGACUCUACUCUAGAGCCCGAACCCGAGCUCGAGUCAGAGUCGCCUCCAGUGCCAGUCAAGAAAUUCAAAGCCAAUCCACAAAGCGUCGUACGGACCUACAACAACUUCCUCGACGAGGAUGAGCCCCCACAGUAUAUCGAGCCCAGCAAAAAAUUGCUCGAUGUGUUCAAGGGACCUCGCCGUUAUCUGCUAUUUGACGACCUCUUGGCCACAAUUGUCGACUUCGAUGAGAACACCACACCGAUUGUGGAGUUUUCAAUGAGCACCGGUGUGCCGGACGACAAGCUUCCCGUCGAGUGCGGCAUAUGCCCAGAUGUGAUGCACAAGUCCAAGCUGUCCAAGCAUCAAAAAUUGCAUCUGGUACCUGGAAGUAAUCGUUAUUCUUGCAUCUAUUGUGCGGAAACGUAUCGUGAUUGUAAAUACCUGGCCGGUCAUGCCCGUCGACACAUGGGCAUACGUCCGUAUGUCUGUCACGUAUGCAAAUUGUAUUUCUCUACCAAGCAGGAUCUGCGAGUACACAACCAGCGACGACACCAGAAGAAGGAGCACAUCUGCGAGCUGUGCGGCAAAACGUUUGCCCAGAACACGCAGCUCAAGCGCCAUCGGGAGGCUACACACGAGAAGAAGCGUCGUUUCCAGUGCCAAAGGUGCCAGAAGGCGUACUACAAGAACUUCUCAUUGCAGGAGCAUAUACGAAACGUGCACAUGGGAAAGCGCCGAAUGCUGAAGUGUCCGUUCUGUGGAAUGCAGUGUCGCGACGCGCACAAGAUGGCUCGCCAUCGCAAGGAUAUGCACCUCAAUCAGGACUCGUUCGUAUGCCACCUAUGCCAAGAGGAGUUCACCGAUAUCAAUUAUUUCGAUGCGCACAAGCGUUCCAUUCAGUGCCGCACCAACACCAAGCGUUAUGUCAAGGAGCUUCAUCCGGGGGCGUCCGGCUCCGGGGACGCAAGUGGACUGGCCGAGAACGAUGAGGACGCAAUGGGCCUGGAGGAAGAUUUCGAUGAGGAUGCUGGCCUGCUGCUCGAAGAGGCGAAUCCCGAUGACCCGGACGAUAAUGAAUAUGCGAAUGGUGCCUAUUUCCAAGAGGUUGAUCCGCGGUAUGUUCAGAUAUCUGACUAUGAUGGCCAGAUGGUUGAGGGCGUUGUUCUGGACGAAGAAGAGCCAGAAGAAGAUUCUUUCGACGAGCAAAAAUACUAUACCACUAUCCCACGGGACAGCCGGCAGGAGCAUUCCGUUGGACAAGAAACAAAUGCUGAUGAGCUGAUUUAUGAAAUCACUCUGAAGACUGAGGAUGACAUUUAAGAAAGUGGUGUAGACGGCCAACACCCCUAUUCCCCACACUAGCCCACACCAUCCCAUACACUUUGGCAGGAUGCAACUGAUGAUGAUAAUUAAGAAAGUAACAAAAACUGGCCCCAAUUCCUCCCUACACACACACACACACACACACACACGUUUUUCGCACAUUUCGGUAAUAUGUAAAUAGGCAAAACUGAACAUAUAUGUAUACAUAACUAAGUAUAAAAGCUAUCAUCAAUAACUAUAUAGGAAAUACAUUUAAUGAAUCAAUUAA
This is a messenger RNA of Drosophila persimilis, 2063 nucleotides long. RefSeq names its product transcriptional repressor CTCF. The record is from RefSeq and is a predicted model, not a curated record. The transcript has a single exon. Gene Ontology annotation, biological process: regulation of transcription by RNA polymerase II. Gene Ontology annotation, molecular function: DNA-binding transcription factor activity; RNA polymerase II cis-regulatory region sequence-specific DNA binding. Lineage: Eukaryota; Metazoa; Arthropoda; Insecta; Diptera; Drosophilidae. Bases 44 to 1792 code for a protein of 582 amino acids.